AUGUUUGGCUUUUUCGUGUCUCCGCCCUGCUUGCUCAAGUCUAUCCAAGCGAUAGCUGUCGGCACACUAGGCAGGCAAGGUGGAGAGGAAGAGCGAAAAGAGCGAAAGGCAGACCGCUCAGGAGAGACCACGACACCCAUGCAUCGCAAGGAAGACGAGAAACCCUCGGAGGAAUUCUGGGAGCACUUCUUCCGUGAAGAGAAUUUCCAAGGCAAAACUCUCGGAGACUUCCUGAACGAAGCGUCUCCCUCUCCGACCGCUGUGAAAAAGAGAGAGGCAUGGUUCGACGUUCCCCAUCGGGAGCUUUUCUACAAAGAAGAGGACCUCCGCUGCUUCCGCACGAACGGCACCUACAUCGGAGACGACUGUGACCCGGAUGAUUUGGAGGAAGAGGCCGCUGGAACCGAACAAGAACCGGACCAAGAAUCAGAACCACCGGCAGUGUCUGUUUCGUCCUCCGCGGAUGAUGCCAUUCGCGUUCCACGCAGGAAAGAGGUGGAACACACGGAGUGCCAGGAAGAGGGAGAGUGGGAGGAGGAGGAGGGGGGGGGGCGGUUGCCGGGUACGGGCUCGACGGGGUGUAGACCCGCGCAGACGCCUGAAGAGUUGUGCCUCGGAGCCGCAGCUUUCGCUGCCGCUUCCGCUGCUUACGGUAGGCCUUCUUCUUCGGCAUCUACGCCUGUGGCCCCCGGUGGGCUUGCGUUGCCGUCCGAGGGCGGUGGCGGUACCAACGGUUCUUCCGAAGGAUCCGGGAAGCUUCCUUUGGAAGGAAAUGCAGGGAAAACUCGUUCUUCUGGACGUUCUCGGAGUUCCAACGCUGCCGCUAGCAGCGGCGGAAGUGGCAACGGCAGCGGCAGCGGCAGCAAGAAAGACCGCCCGACGGGCAGCAGCAGGAAUGUCAACAAGAGCGAAGGGCAUGGCGGACUGAAGCAGCACCAGAAGCAGCGUCACGAACGAGUGGGAGGGAAGAGGCAACGGAGCGCGGCGACGGGCGAUGGUGGGCUAACGGAGGCUUCGGUUGGCGAUUCCAGUGGGGACGAUCCGCGGAAGAGAAGGAGGGCGGCAGGCGGCGUCUUGGCACCGACGAGCAGUUCUCUCGGCAGAGCUGCGUCAACAAAGUAUGUCCUGGGUGAAAUCGGUGUCGCCAACAACAAAGACCCGAUGCACAGGAAGCUUCUUGAGUUCCGCCAGAAGAAGUCCACCACGGCGACCGCCGUCCCGGGGGCAGGCACCAGCAAGGCGCCAACCAAGGGUAAGGGGGAAGUAUCCAAGACGACAUCUGUCCACACUGUAGCGGCCAUACAGGCAAAGUCGGCACGUGGACGGCCUGCCUCAACUCGAGGCAGGACUAGUGCCGCCUCGGCCCACGCGGAUGCCGCGCCAAGAGCUGCGGUUCGGGGUUCACGAUCGGCGUCUUUGAGGGGCUCGGUGGCCUCGGCGGCGGGGGCACCGGCGAGGGGGAUGGCAGGGACGGCCAAUUCCACCCCACGUGGUGUAAGCUUAGGCGUGAGCAGCGCUUCCAUCGCCGGAAAGGCAGAGGCGGAGCACAAGAAAAGCGUCUUCUCGUCUGCGAACGUUCCCAGGAGCAAUCCCAAGACGGUGUCGAAGCCGGUGACUACGGUGAAGCGCAGCGUCAGCGGCACAGGCGGUGGUGUUGGAGGGCCGAAGAGUGCGAGAGAGCGGUCGACCGAUGUGAAGCGGAAGGGGCCGACAGUGCUGUCAAGCAACGUGACCGACCGAACGAAAAGGCGGCCUUGCGGAAAGAAUAAUAUUGACAAAGACGACUCAGCGGCAUUGAGCUUUGACGAGGAUCUUAAGGCCAAGCUGGCGGCGCACAACAGGGGGGUGACGAAGGGCAGACACACGUACGAGCCCUCCAAGGGACGAGUGAAGGACUGGAAGAAGUGGGAGAGCAAGACCGGCAAGAAGUACUAUUCCCUCAACCCCGACGAAAAGGCCGACGCCAACAGAGAGAUACUCGCCAUGCUCGCGGCGGAGAAAGACGGAUAGUUUCCCUGGCAGGGCCAUGCUCGCAGCCAAGAAGGAUAGCGCUUAUUUAUAAAUUUGAGACCUUCCCCAGCAGGUAUACAGAGAGAUAUCGUUGCAGCUUGUGGUACUUGUAGUCCAGCCCUCGUAACCCGUGUUGCCCUGGUCCUGGUCGACAGAUGCUCGCCGAACUUUGAAGACUAAUUGUUUUAAGGCCGGGUAGUAGUGGCCUUUCCAAAGCAGCUACCACUCGGAGCUGAACACGGGCCGAGGGCUUGAUUUCAGAUGUUCUGCUUAUAGUACGAGGGUUGCCUCAGGGCAAAAGAGUACGUCGGCAUUGAGAGCAACGCAACAGGUCAAGGAGUUGAUUCGAUACGAAUACGAGCUAUGGGAUAAGCAGACUCCAUCGGCAGAGUAAAAAGGACCGGGAUCUACAGCACCCGUCGAAGCCAGUGUACACUCGGUGGCGCCUAGUCUCGACUGCUAUCGAAUUGUGUUGUGGCUUAGUGAAUAGAUUGGAUGUUCGGGCUUCAAUUAAACUUUUGUUGUGAACAUGAAACGAUACGUUGA
Ectocarpus sp. CCAP 1310/34 is the source of this 2556-nucleotide messenger RNA. NCBI's taxonomy places the organism in Eukaryota, Phaeophyceae, Ectocarpales, Ectocarpaceae. The record is from the annotation of a GenBank genome assembly.